Molecule: messenger RNA, 3787 nt
Organism: Chionomys nivalis (European snow vole)
Lineage: Eukaryota; Metazoa; Chordata; Mammalia; Rodentia; Cricetidae
Gene: Tmem170a
Product: transmembrane protein 170A
Exons: 3
Coding region: 63-494 (143 amino acids)
Biological process (GO): endoplasmic reticulum tubular network organization
Cellular component (GO): endoplasmic reticulum membrane
Source: RefSeq, a predicted model, not a curated record
GUGACGCGGUGUUGGCGGAGGUGCGGGGCUCCGCGGCACUCCGGGCGGUGGAUGGCGGUGGGAUGGAGCCCGGGGGGAGCGGCGGCGGCGGGUCGGCCGGGCUCAUGCAGCAGAUCCUCAGCCUGAAGCUCGUGCCACGAGUGGGCAAUGGGACCCUGUGCCCCAACUCCACUUCGCUCUGCUCCUUCCCAGAGAUGUGGUAUGGUGUGUUCCUGUGGGCACUUGUGUCUUCUGUCUUCUUUCAUGUCCCUGCUGGAUUACUGGCCCUCUUCACCCUCAGACAUCACAAAUAUGGUAGGUUCAUGUCUGUAAGCAUCCUGUUGAUGGGCAUCGUGGGACCAAUUACUGCUGGAAUCUUGACAAGUGCAGCAAUUGCUGGGGUUUACCGAGCUGCAGGGAAGGAGAUGAUCCCCUUCGAAGCCCUCACCCUGGGCACUGGACAGACAUUCUGUGUAGUGGUGGUCUCUUUUUUACGGGUUUUAGCCACUCUAUAGCAUACGGCCUUUCCCUGUGAUGGCACAGCUGCCUUUUAUAGACUCCUUCAAAGGCAGAGACAGUGCCAUGGACUCUUCAUUCCUCAAGUGGAAGCAACUUGGAGGCGCCAGAAGGUAAAGAACACCGCAGCUGUUUCCUCGGUGUGAAGCUCCAGCCACUGAAGACCCCUGUGGACGGACUCCUCUCUUUCUCAGCCAAACCAAGCUCCUUGGCUUUCUCUUCUUGUGGCUGUUUAGGUUUUACAUGCACACCUUUACCUAAGCCAACAAUGCCUCAAGUUUGCAUCUUUCGAAGAGGAAUUUGCAUCAUUAUUUGCAAAUAUGCAAGAUUGCUGUUUCAUAGAAACAAUGGACAAUGCUGUUUAAUUUUAAGGGCAUAGGCUGCACCGUACUGAAAGCUUAUCAUCAUGACAGUAGGCCGAGUUUCCUGGGCUGAGUAUCGCUCUGGGAACGAACUGGCUGAGUGUAACAGGAAGAAGACCUGAAGUCCAGUUCAAAGUAAUGGCUUUGCUUCCACUGUCAAAAGUAGGUGACCACUGAGAAUGUGACAUUUUAUGGAUAACUAUUUUUGACCUCUGAUUAUUUAAUAUAUUUUAAGAGAUGUGAAUUUAUCAUUUGAUCAAAAUAAGCUAGCUAAUUGAGAUUUCUUAUUUUUUUUAAAGAUACAAGGUCUUGCUUUGUUACCCAGGCUGGCCCAAACUCCUGGGCUCAAGUGAUCCUCCUGAGUGAUGGGACAAUAGCAUCACUGUCACACCUAAUUGAAGCUCUUUUUCCAAAGAAUUUCCAUGAUGCCUUUACCUGUCACCUUUAAUGCUGUCCAUUUUAUUUACUUUCUCUGGAAAUAUGUUCUUAAGUGGCUUGAGUUGGACUUCAGAACCAGAUAGGUUAAGAUACUCUUUGGACAUUCAGGCAAAAUAAGACACUUAGAGGAUUCUGUUACAGUUUUCUUCCUGACUUUAGUUUAUUUGAUGACUCCAAAACUUGCAGCCGAAAUGAGUCAGGGCUAUUGGUUCCUUUAGUGUUUACCUAGCAGUGGUCCGUCGGCCACUUUUGCAGUAUUGGAGUAUCAACUCCCAGAAAGUGCCUAAAACUUCUCUUCAUAUACAUCCCAUCUGGUCUUUUUAUUUUUAUUCAAGAGAAUUUUUAUCCUUAAAGAGACAUAGUUUUAAACCUAAUUUUAGCUGUUUUAGUUUUUAACUCUACUGCCUAUCUUGUUUUUCAUUAAAAAGGCCUGUAAACUGUGACCUUCAGAAGGGAAGGGGUGGAUGUGUGCGCCUUCCAUCACUGUAACGGUUUUGUACAAAGUACAGUGCUCUUGUUGUCACCUGCUUUCAGAGUAGCUUCUGGUAGUUAGCUCUGACAUUUUUAAAGGCAAAUUUUCAUUGAGAGAGUAAGGCUAUCAUUCUAUGAGGACAUUAAUGUAUCUUAAAGCAAUAUGCUUUUAGCUUCUGGUUAAAAAUAGCCAGGAGGAGGCCAGCAAGAUGGUUCAGCAGGUCAAGGUACUUACCUCUAACUUCUCAGGACCCACAUAGUGGAAGGAGAGAACUGACUCCUGCAAGUUGUCCUCUGACCUCUAUAUGCUGUUCACACACACACAUAAAUUGAUACAUGUAAUUUAAAAGAAUUUUUUAAUAACUAAGAGGACGUCUGUGGGUACCUGCACUUAUGUACGCACACUCCCUGUCCCCCACAUGCACAGCAUUUUAAAAAUAAGAUAAAAUAGCCAAGAGGGUCAGUUUACCCAGGAAUGGCAAGGGGAAAGAUGCAGGGAUGGCUUAAAACUGUAGUGACAAGCCGGGCGGUGGUGGCGCACGCCUUUAAUCCCAGCGCUCGGGAGGCAGAGGCAGGCGGAUCUCUGUGAGUUCGAGACCAGCCUGGUCUACAAGAGCUAGUUCCAGGACAGGCUCCAAAACCACAGAGAAACCCUGUCUCGAAAAACCAAAAAAAAAAAAAAAAAAAAAAAAAACAAAACUGUAGUGACAAAUCAGCUUUGGCAGACAAUUAAAGUGCAGAUAAAUGGCUCUUAAUAUUCCCCAGAAAUAAGAGCAAAUUUUUCUUCCAACAAAAGGUUUUCAUUUUGGUCUCGGGCUGUGAAUUUGGAAAGCAUUCUUUUGGUUGGAGAAACUGGAGCAUGGUACCCUGCAUUCUGGGAAAUGACAGCAUCGUAUACGGAAGGACACCUUAGAGUCCUCACUAAACAUUCUUUGGGAUAUAAUUUCACACCCUAAGCACAUAGAUGAAUCAGUGCUGAGCUGUUCCCCCUAAAUAAUAACUUCUGAAUAUAUUGACCCAUGAUUAAAAUGUUAGGUUAUUUGUAUUUACAACCAAGACACAAAAGUUAGGGGGUUUUGAAGGGUGUUUUUGAUUCCAUCUGUUUCUUGUGUAUAUUUUAUCUGCUCUCUAAAAAGGAAAACCAAAAACUUGAGCUGUAAAAUGUAUCUUCAAAUUACAGAGUAUGUCCUUUAGCCCAGUGUGUAUGAAGCACUCUUUGUGAAUAAAUGCAUAUAAACUAUAGACUGAGCUUUGUGAAGGCUUGAAAUAUUUUCAGGAAGAAACCGUUUGGAUGAUAAACAAAGAAUGCUUUCCACUUUGAUCCCUUUUUGUCUUCUUCCUCUUGUCCCAAAUGCAGAUUUAUUUGCAUGGUUGUGUUAAACACAUCUCCUUCUACAGUUUCUUCAGGUCUUGUCUCCCGGUAAGGACUUUCUUGGACCCUGAUUCCUGCAUUUACUUUACACUUCUCACCUUCUCCUUUUCAGUUCUGAGAUAGUGAGGCAACCCCCAACCAAAAAGCUGAUCUUUUUGGGCUAAAAAUUAAGUUCAUGAACAAAAGUGUAUUGAUUGUUAUGUGAGCAAGAUGUACCUCUGAGCUGUUAACUUCCUUUGGCGCAGGAUGCUCCUCAGGAAAUGCCGGGACUAGAGAGAAGUAGUUCGUGCAGAUAAAGGCAUCCUUCCUGUGUCCUUUAGGUUUUUAAAUUGUAUGUUGGCUUUUGAUUCCAGUGCCCUUCUGACUGCCCUGGUUUUUGUCAAGUUCUUGUGACACCGCAGGACACGCUAACCUUCCCUAAGGAACCGACUGUUUCCUGGAAUGUGAAGCCCUGGUGCCAUUAGUGGCCCAUGUGCAGAAGGUUUUGUGACCUGUAUUUCUCUCUUGUACCCUAUGUAAGGCUGGUUAUGACCAAAAUAAGCUCAACUUUUUAUAUUAGGUGAUUGCACUUAACUGUUAUAGUCCAAGCGAUCAAAUCUUUGUACAUUAGAAACUUAUUUAAAUUUUAUUUUUCUACUGACAUUUCUAA